This is a messenger RNA of Anarrhichthys ocellatus (wolf-eel), 881 nucleotides long. Its product is annotated as aldehyde dehydrogenase, mitochondrial-like. Bases 73 to 816 code for a protein of 247 amino acids. Gene Ontology annotation, molecular function: oxidoreductase activity. The transcript is spliced from 6 exons. The record is from RefSeq and is a predicted model, not a curated record. NCBI's taxonomy places the organism in Eukaryota, Metazoa, Chordata, Actinopteri, Perciformes, Anarhichadidae.
UCCGAUCUCCACGAGAGGCGGAACGCAGAUUUUUAUUAGAGUCGCCUUUGCUUGCAGGACACAGAAAGCACCAUGAUCCGUACCGUGUUUUCUCGGACCCUCCCCAGACUGAGCAGACCGCCAGUGUGUCACUACUCUGCGGCUGCAAUCCCCGCACCCAACACCCAACCGGAGGUCCACUACAACAAGCUCUUUAUCAACAACCAGUGGCAGGAUGCAACGAGCGGGAAAACCUUCCCUACCAUCAACCCGGCGACUGGGGAAGUCAUCUGUCAAGUUGCAGAGGCAGACAAGGCAGAUGUGGACAAGGCGGUGAAAGCAGCACGUGAUGCCUUCAGGUUGGGGUCCCCUUGGCGACGGAUGGACGCCUCUCAUCGCGGCCUGCUCCUCAACCGAUUGGCCGAUGCCAUUGAGAGGGAUGCUGCCUACCUUGCUGAACUGGAGACCCUUGACAAUGGGAAGCCAUACACCAUGUCCUACACCGUGGAUGUGCCCACCGUGGUGAAAUGUUUCAGGUACUACGCAGGCUGGGCGGACAAAUGGGAGGGAAAGACCAUCCCAAUCGACGGAGAUUAUUUCUGCUACACCAGACACGAACCCAUCGGAGUCUGUGGACAGAUCAUACCGUGGAACUUCCCUCUGCUGAUGCAGGCCUGGAAAAUUGCCCCUGCCCUGGCGACCGGUAACACUGUGGUGAUGAAAGUGGCAGAGCAGACGCCACUCACAGCACUCUAUGUGGCCAGCCUGAUUAAAGAGGUGCUGCGUUUCUUUUUCCUCAGUAACACACCAUCAGUUAACGGUACCAGAAACAUUUAAAUGAUCGUAAAUACUAUACAAAGGAACAUUAAGACCAUCUUUUCCAUUUAAUCCCUUACAAAUAU